GCUCGUGUGGGUAGACGGGUCGCUCACAAGAGUGAUUUGUUGCUGUUGGCGUGUCGCUUCAGUUGCACCAGGUUCUUAGUCCAAUGAAGAAAGGUGAUGUGGCUAUGGUAGUCAAGAAUAACACGUUGAUUGUUGAAUUAGCCAAGCGUAAAUACAUGAAAUUAGGGCACGAUGUAGAUCAGCAUGGCUACAUCCGUAACAGGGUACGUGAAUUGGGUCGACUCGUCAUACAACUCCGAGAGAACACCCAGCAACCAAAUGCAUCACUCGAAUCAUUUGUCGAUCCGCACCACCUUUCUGAUAUUGUGAAGGCCGUGCACGAUAUUGCCGGCUUCAGGGAAGACAAACAGUUGUACGAUACUCCGUUACUAGCGCUGAAGAUUAGUUAUUUUGUUAAGAAGUGUGCACUCGUCUUGGAAGGAAGUGCCCUAGAGUCCAGCCAAAAACACAAAGCGGAACGUGCGGAAGAGUUUCUGCAGUUGUGUGAAUUGAACUGGCGAGACCUUGUGUCCAUACACGCACACAGAACGCUGUACCAAGGAAAACGCAACAAAGUCACCAUUCUUCCGACAAAUGCUGAUGUAGUCCACCUGUCGUCGUUCCUUCAUGAAGCUGGCAACCGGGAACUUCAACUCCUCCGGGGUCCUCGGGGCAGAAAUAUCAGGCCAGCUUUGCAGAAAUUGAAUGAGGUCAGUCUGUGCCACCUCAUCAGGUUCAACCGAAGAAGGCAGGGGGAGGUUUCAAAGAUGAAACUUGAAGAUUUCCACAAGCACAGCACCGCCAAACUGGAGGGGGAAUGCCUGUUGAGUGAUUUAGAGCGCCAGCUGUGCAAGAUGUUCCGUGUUGUCGAAAUAGUCGGCAAGAGAGGCAGAACUGUUCCCGUGCUCCUAAGCAAUGAGGCAGUAGCGUGGUUGAGUGCCCUUGUCGCCAAGAGACAUGAAGCUGGAGUAGCCCAAGACAACUUCUUGUUCGCACGGUUUUGUUAUGGCGGGAGAGGCCACAUACGAGGGAGUGGCUGUUUAAAGGCAUAUGCAGAUAAGGCUGGCCUUGACAAUGCAUCCAGCAUCCGGUCCACCAAACUCCGUAAACAUGUAGCAACUGCAUCGCAAAUUCUUGUAUUAAAGGAACAUCAGCUUGAAACUCUAGCCAACUUCAUGGGCCACGAUCUGCCGGUACAUCGCGAAUACUACCAGUUGCCAGAUACUGUACAGCGGGUCACCAAACUGUCGAGACUUUUCGUGAGUUUGGAGAGGGGCAGCCUGCCUUCCCAGUGGGGCAAAUCCUUGGACGAUCUGCAUAUAAAUGGAGCUUCCUGGUGUUGCUGUUGCAUCACAAAGAAGGGAACCCUCUCCGCCAUCGACACGAGUGAAGCGCCGUCCCUGGACUACAGCGGAAAAGACAGACGUCCAAGAAGGCCUGCGCAAAUUCUUCCAGUUGAGGAAAGUUCCCGGCAAGCUGGGCAUCGAAGCAGCUUGCACUGUGGCACUGCAGGCCCGUACUUGGAGAAACAUCAAAGACUUUUGUCGUAACACAAUGAAGUUGUAGCCAAGUUAAGCUAUGAUACGCCACACCAGCCAUUCUCUCGACACAUUAUACCAUAUUGAUGACGAACCCUAUAGUAGUAGGCCAAUAACGCAACCUAAUUUUAGCGGCCCAAACAACCAAGA
Acanthaster planci (crown-of-thorns starfish) is the source of this 1667-nucleotide messenger RNA. RefSeq lists its product as uncharacterized. Gene Ontology annotation, biological process: DNA integration; DNA recombination. NCBI's taxonomy places the organism in Eukaryota, Metazoa, Echinodermata, Asteroidea, Valvatida, Acanthasteridae. The record is from RefSeq and is a predicted model, not a curated record. Gene Ontology annotation, molecular function: DNA binding.